GUGAGUGAGAGAGAUAAAGAGAGAGAGAAAGAGGGAGGGAAGAUGUGUGAGAGAGAGAGGGAAGAUGAGAGAGAGAGAGUUUAAGGGGGGUUGGUUGGUGAGGAGGGGAUAAUCAGUGAGGAUGGACUGAGCUUAAGAGCAGUUGUCACGUUUAGAGAAGUGCUAUCGGAGGGAGAGGAGCGGUUCUGAGGAUUUGAUCACUGCAGGGGAAUAAAAACAGCUUUUGAAGUUAAACUGGUCUUCAAUUGGGUGAAGUCUGAGGGACUUCUUAACGAAGAUCACGCAUGUUCUGUCUCCCUUCGAGAGCAGAUGGGCCACACUGGCUCAGAUGGUGCGGUGGCAGCAGGCUGGGGACUCGGGAGCCAAAGUGAGCGAGAGACGCAGAUAGGGACCAGAUCAAGUGCCGUCCACAGGCUGCCCUCUCUGAACUGGGAGUACUUGGAGCUCUCGUGCUGAUUGAAGAGCUUUUAUAUCGCUAGACCAUUUGAAGCAGACUGAGGCUGGAGAGAACUGGAUCAGUUUGUGUUCUUGCAGAUGUGCUACAGUUUUGGAUCUGAUUCACAAUCCAGAAUGCUGAAGACACGAUGGAUCCUCUGGGUUAUCUGAGGUUGCUGCAAGCCUGCGCCCCCCCAGCUCUCCUUCACCCUACACGCCCUCCUCGUUCCAGGGCGUCUGACCACACAGUGUCUGGCUCCUGGCAGACCAACUAGAGCCCCCCCGCACAAAGGUGAAAGGCGACCCGUCCCUGUGGAAGUAUGCCUGGAUGGAGGUCCCAGUGGCGUCUGGUGCUGCUCAACCUGCUGACCUGUGGCCUGGAGAUCUGCGUGGCAGCCGGAAUCACCUAUGUGCCCCCGCUGCUGCUGGAGGCUGGUGUGGAGGAAAAGUACAUGACCAUGGUGCUGGGCAUUGGUCCUGUCCUGGGCCUCCUCUUCAUCCCUCUCAUCGGCUCGGCCAGUGACCACUGCAACAGCAUCUAUGGCCGCCGCCGGCCCUUCAUCUGGCUGUUAUCACUUGGCGUUCUACUGGCUCUCCUCAUCAUCCCCCACGCCGAUGUCCUGGCCGUUCACCUCAGCUGGGGCAGCAGCCGCCCAAACCAGGCCCUCCAGAUAGGCCUGCUCAUCCUGGGUGUGGGCCUGCUGGACUUUUGCGGUCAGGUGUGCUUCACACCACUGGAGGCACUGUUGUCUGAUCUGUACCGCGAACGAGAGGACUGUGCCCAGGCCUUCGCCAUGUUCUCCUUCAUGGUCAGUCUGGGUGGCUGCGUGGGCUACCUGCUGCCCGCGCUGGACUGGAGCGGCGGCCUCCUGGCCUACUACCUGGGUGGCCAGGCUGAGUGUCUUUUCACCCUCCUCAUCCUCAUCUUCAUCGUCAGUGUGCUGGUCACUAUGAAGGUGUCGGAGGAGCCCUCGUGCAGGCCGCUGGUGCCGGAGGCUGGGCCGUCGGACGCUGGACCCUGUGGCCCUCGCUCUUGCUGCUACGUAUUACAGUGUAAACUCAGGCUGCUGAAGUCUGGUCCACUGCUGUGCUUACUCAGGACUUGUUGGUCCAUGACCCCAGCAAUCUACCGGAGCUACUGCCACGUUCCGCAAGUCAUGAGGCAGCUGUGUGUGGCUCAGCUGUGCAGCUGGAUGGCCGUCAUGUCCUUCAUGCUCUUCUAUACGGACUUUGUGGGCGAGGGACUGUAUGAAGGAGUGCCCAGUGCUGCUCCAGGCACUGUGCUCAGACAGCGAUAUGAUGAAGGCAUCCGUAUGGGCAGCCUGGGGCUGUUCCUACAAUGUGCUACCUCAACCUUCUUCUCGCUGGUCAUGAGCCGGCUAGUGCAUGUGUUUGGCUCCAGGAAGGUCUACCUGAGUAGCAUGGUGUCCUUCACCGUCUCUGCGUUGAUCAUUUGUCUGUCCAAGAGUGUGCUACUGGUCACAGCCAUGUCUGCACUCACAGGGUUUGCUUAUGCCACUCUGCAGACUCUGCCAUACACACUCACUUGCCACUACCACAAAGAGAAGGAGGUAUACAUGCAGACCAACAAAACCAAAAAGACGCACAAGAGUGGACUGAGCAUCAGCCAUGAGGCUGUACGUCUCACAUUAGAUGAUGACACUGGUGAUCUGAACCACAAGAGUGGCUAUGCUAAUGGCCAUGUACACUACGACCAGGAAUAUUACCCGUCUCAGCACAGUCAGAAUGGUACGCCUCCUGGUCUGGAAUCAGACGAUUAUGACAAACGGGGGGUGGGCUUGGAUUUUGCCAUUCUGGACAGCACCUUCCUGCUCUCUCAGGUCUUCCCCACCCUCUUCAUGGGCAUGAUCGUCCAGUUCACACAGUCCGUCACUGCCUACGUUGCCUCUUCUGCCAUUUUCGGUGCAAUUGGUGUUUAUUUUGCCACUCACAUCAUCUUUGACCAAAAGGAUCUUAAAGAAUGAGAGAAUACAGCUGAUGAAAAGACUUGAGUGGCGUAAAAUCACAAGUUGUUCGUCUUGGGAAGUGUGUAUAUGAUGGAGAAAGAGAAAAACCGCAUUCUAUAAGUAUGCUUUGUAACAUACACUUUAAGGUACCAUAAAACCAAAACUGGACUGAAAGAUCUAUCGUCAUGCAAAGCCUCUGCAGUUAUUCAUUAUCUGACCCGCUCUUCCUCUGUCUGCAGUUUGCCUACGCAAGAGCAUCCUGCUUGCACCACCAUGCUUCCUCAUCACUCAACAGACAAUUUGGAAAAAUCUCUUGCUACUUCAUUUUCACUGCUCACUGGCACAGACCAGGAAACUCUCCUUUCUAAGUUAAUGCUUUAGCUCAUUUCCUUCCAUUUGCACUGAUGCAUGUUUUACCAUCGCAGUCCUCAUUCUUGAACUGUUCACUCUGGGAUGGCCUACGUAAUAUAAGCUCAGCAGGCCGAGGAAGGCAGGCCCAGACGGCCUGACGGUGCUGUGGAGCUGUAGGCACAGCCCUCAUAACAGCUCCAUGCUGAUCAAGCUUUUUUGUUCAUUCAUAGUUUAUGCUCAGUUUUAAGGACAAAUUACACAUUUGAAAGAGUCCUUUCACCAACACAAUGAAUGGAAUGAAACUUGGACCAACGGACACAUCAGUCAGGUGUGAUGUGUGAUGAUGCAAAUACCUUUUAUGUUUAAGAAAAUUUUAGAAAAAUAACUUUUAUUGUAUAUAUUUUUGUAUAUCGAUAAUAUAUAUACAGAUAUUUAUAUCCCUAUGGGAAAUUUUUAUGCAACCUGCUUAGUGAGGUCAUCUCUAUUUAUGUUCUGUUGCUCGCAUCAAACAAAAAAGUAAUUUUUCAUGAACUACAUUUUGUCUAUGUGGUUAGUAACCAGCACUAAUAGCCAAAUACAGCCAGAAUCUACCAAGACAAUCUAGGUUAUUUUUGUAUGGAGAUCUAAACUACCUAUAUCACAUUUUGUGCCACAAAUUAUCACACAUUUGUAGAAUGCUGCAGCAGGGCAGGGAAAGGCGUUAUUAAUUUUGAAUGUGAAUUUUAGGAAGAUGCCCCAUCAAAUUUAGUGUGCUUUGUAGCAGACAAACAAUAGGACUCUCAGGAUGGACCCACUGUCUCAUCAGAGCUUCAGUUAUGCACCAGGUAUCCAUCAACAACAAGUAUUCAAAUUACUGAAAAUUGAAGAGGGUAUCUAGCCAGCUUUUACAGUCAUAUAUAAUUUAUUAUGCCUGCUGUUUACAGUUCAAAUCCAAAUGUACUGUCAAAUUGUGAAGGCCAAGUUACUGUCUAUCAAUUAUCAUUUCAUGAUUUCUGCACUCCUAGUCUUGCAAGUUGGGUAAUACCAUAAGUAUUCUUUUUGGUAUGGAUUUUGGCAUUGCUAUUAGCUAACAUACCGCAUUGUGUGUGACUUCACUGCCAUUUAUGUGAGGGCCCAAACCCCUUGAGAACAUUUUGAAUUUUUUUUGUUUUGUUUUCACAUCUAGUUGUUGUUCUAUUGUGGUUGUUUUGUCGUGGAACUAACUGUUCACCUUGCUUUGAAAGACGUUUUCCCAAGUUGAAUAACCACCUGACCUCUUGAUAUAAAUUAAUCUCAACUUUAAAGUGCCUAAAUAAAGACUGUAAAUAGGCAUUUACUUAUCAGGUCAGGAAAAAACACAAGCACAAUGCUUUUUUUUUUUUCUUUUGCUGUGUGAGUCAAGGCUGUUAAUGUGGUGCCUUUUCCUGUGAGAAGUUAAAUUAUUCUUUUUAUUCUUUUUUAUAGACAGACUGCUAUUUAUUUGAAAAUGCCUUCAUCCUGUUUUGGAGCUGUGCAUGCAGUGGUUUCACACUUUGAAGCGUAUGUUAUGAGACUGUUCAUCUUAUUCCAUUUAUGCCUACCUUUCAUAAUUAAUUACUAUUUGAGUUGAUAUUAAUGAUGCUGUACAAACAGGCAAAAGGGGUUACUGCCUCAGCACAAAACACCUUAUAGUGUAUCAUCCAUCACCCUGUUGGGCUCUAUGUGCCUCAUAUCGAAUUGUAAGUGUGUACAUUACAGUGUGCCAUCACUUGAUUUCAGAACACAUUAACAGCUUUAACCUCAAAAUGGACAAAUUCAGCAAUUCAUUAAGACACACACAGUAUUGUGAGUCAUGUUGCAUAUUAUAAGCACGACAGAUAACAACAGUUACUGAUCUGUUUACACAUAUAGUCAGUCAGGAUAUUUGUAACCACUGUACUUGUGCAACAUCCUGGGAUUUUUAUGCUUAUCAUUAAAAUGUUUUUUGUUUAAUAGUUACAUCACAUUAAAUUAAAUCUUUUUGUAACAGU
Colossoma macropomum (tambaqui) is the source of this 4741-nucleotide messenger RNA. Its product is annotated as solute carrier family 45 member 3. Gene Ontology annotation, molecular function: sucrose:proton symporter activity. The transcript is spliced from 7 exons. Gene Ontology annotation, cellular component: membrane. Gene Ontology annotation, biological process: transmembrane transport. The coding region runs from base 756 to 2420 and encodes 554 amino acids. The record is from RefSeq and is a predicted model, not a curated record. Lineage: Eukaryota; Metazoa; Chordata; Actinopteri; Characiformes; Serrasalmidae.